GCUCCUCCACUCCUUACCAUGCGGCCCAUCUGGACUCUCAUCUCGCUGUGUGUUGCCACCACAGUCGCGGCACGGCAUGGACUUCGACAUCAUGCCGUGGACUUGAUGCCACGACAGAGCAGCGAUGCGGCAGCGGCAGCGGCAGAGAAGGAGAAGGAGGCGAAGGAGUCCAUGAAGCUGCUCGCGUCCAUCCCGCCGUGUGGUCUCGGCUGUCUGAAGACGGCCAUUGCAGCUUCACCGUGCUCGCCGCUGGAUCACGCCUGUAGCUGUUCCAACAAGACAAUUGCAUCGCAGGUGCAAAUCUGCGUUCUUGCAUCUUGCACAAUCCCCGAAGCGCUGACGACCAAGAAUAUUACGUCCAGAAUAUGCCACCGACCGUUCCGAGACCGACGCAGCACCGUUUCCGGAACUGCCAUUGGCGGUCUGGUGGUCGCGCUCAUCGGAUAUACCGUUCGUGUCAUGUCGAAGCUGCAUAUGCGAUGGGGCUCCGCGGUGUUCUUCUCGGACUUGUGGUGGGACGACUUUGUGAUCACACUGGCGAUUGCAGUCGAUCUGCCAUUCAUGCUGUUGAGUGUCAAGCUGGCUGACUACGGAUUCGGUCAAGACAUCUGGACAAUCACGCCGCAGAACAACUUGACGAAAAUCUUAAAGACUCUUUAUUUUAACGAGCUCUUCUACAUAUCCGGUCUGGCCUUCGUCAAAAUCGCCAUCUUGCUGACAUACCUGCGCUUCUUCUCCGAUAUCAAAUUCCGAAAGAUCGUAUUCAUGGUCAUCGGGCUGAAUUUGCUCGCUCUCAUUGCAUUCGUGUUCGCGCUCCUGUUUCAAUGCACACCAGUCGAAUACUCUUGGUUCCGAUGGGAUGGCAAGCAUAAAGGUACUUGCAUGGAGUUCGACCACAUCGCGUGGCCUGCUGCUGCGAUUAACAUCCUGCUUGAUCUCCUCGUUAUUGGGCUACCUUUCCCGCAACUCUGGAAGAUGAAAAUGAACAAACGGAAGAAGCUCCAGGUCAUGAUCAUGUUCGGCACAGGCUUGGUCAUUACCAUUCUCAGUAUCUUGCGUCUUCAGUCCCUGGUUGCGUACACCGAUCACAACAAUUUCACCUGGGUCUACGUAACCACCGGUGCUUGGUCCAAACUCGAGCUGAAUGCUUCCAUCCUCUGCGCAUGUAUGCCGGCAAUUCGAAACUACAUUCGUCGCUUCUCUCCAGCCACCACAGGCGACACCGUCAAAGGAGGCGACUCUACCGCAAAAUCCGGUCUCUCAGGCCGCACUCUCACCGUCAGCGACUUCGGCAAGAGCGUCGAUACGGAGAACUUCGUCGAACUCAAGGAACAAGGCAAAGACGCAAAGCGUCAUCCUCACGGCUCGCACGGCACACGCGGAACUGUCAGCACGACCGAGACCCAACAAAGCGACUACUAGUGCGAGCGAUCGAUUAAUCAUAGUGAGAUGGUAUCUUCCUGUGCAUUGUUUGAUUGAAACCCCUGGAUUGAAGUUGGUAUCCUUUGCAAUUGGAGUGGGGGGACAGUGUCUCUGGAAGUUCUCAGCCGAAAAACAAAAUGCGCAUUGGGCGAAGUCCAUACAGGUACCUAUUGAAAGCGAUAGAACUAAUAAUGUCGUCGCUUGCGGCCUAGAUUUAUUCAUUCGUACUACUAUGAAUGCGACUUUUCGACUUGUU
This is a messenger RNA of Pseudocercospora fijiensis CIRAD86, 1678 nucleotides long. RefSeq lists its product as uncharacterized. The coding region runs from base 19 to 1422 and encodes 467 amino acids. The record is from RefSeq and is a predicted model, not a curated record. The transcript is spliced from 12 exons. Lineage: Eukaryota; Fungi; Ascomycota; Dothideomycetes; Mycosphaerellales; Mycosphaerellaceae.